UUAUAUUUUUACAACUUUUCACAACUUUUGUCUUUUUUAUUUUAAGUUUAUUGUUAUAUUUUUCUUUCAUUUAAAUCAGCAUUUAUUCACUCGCGGUAGUUUUACAUUUAAACGUUUUUUGUUAAUAUACCUUUGGGUAUUUUGGUGAACUGACGCUUUGUCGUUGAGAAGAGAGAAGGAAAAUAUACUAAUUGAGUGAGCCUAUUGUCUACCACGCCACCUUGCCUACUGCGGGUCUAUUGCAGACCUGAAUACAUGCCCUCCUAUCACGAAGUAUUGUAGGAGUUGUGUGGUUAGGAAAAAAUGGCGCUUUCUCAUUUAUAGGUGUGCUUUCCCGCCCAUAAAGAUCUGAUACCACUGGCAAUCAUCUGGGCAUUGAUCCUGAUGACUCGCAGAUGGGCGAGAUACGCAUAUAUUUCCAUGCACAUUUAUUUGAUUAUUUGAUUAUCUAGUUAUCAGUAACAAUGGACGCCGAAUCAGCAAGACUACGCAGCCUGGUGCUCAAUGACGCCCUAUCGUGCGACUCUAUUUUGCUGUCUGGCGGCCUGGACACGUCAAUAGCCUCCGAGGCGCUCAAGACAAUAAUCGACAACAAAAACGAGUCCAAGCUGCGCACCGGAAUCACGCUGACAAUCGACCCGGACAACAACACAGUGGCGCAAGCAAACGGGCUGUUCACGCAGCAGCCACAGGACAUCCUGUACGCUCGCAAAAUAGCAGCAAAGCUUGGGCUCGAGCACCACGUCAUUGAGCCCUCCCUGGACGACCUCAUCAACGGGCCAACGAUGGACUUCCUGCGCACUUUCGACGGCAUGGAGCUGCGCAACGCAGUGGUGAUUGCCAGCUCACUGAUGUUUGCGAAAAAGUUAGGCUGUCGCCUAUUUGCCGGCUACAGCUUUAUGCACAGGAUGGAUGACCCGGCUCUGCGCAAAUACACGAGAAACAUGGUCAAGACCAUGUCGUUCUGCGCGUUCCCGUUGGCCAAGGAGCUGGGCCUCGAGGCUUGGUCGCCGUAUCUCGACCCGCGCAUCAUAGAGUAUGCGCUGAAGAUUGGCGAGUUUGCCGGAGCCACCCACGGCAAGCUUAUUCUGCGCAAGGCGUUUCCCGAAGUGAUAUCAGCAGAGCGCAGGAAGGAGCCGAUUGAGUGCGGCAGUGGUACCACGGUUAUUCCAGCGCUGAUGGAGCUGCUGAUUUCAGAUGCAGACUUUGAGAGCGAAGCGCGCGAGGCCUUGGCGCAUACGAUUUGUGCGUAUUUCCGCUCGUUCAGGAGAGUUGUGUGGACUGCCCCGUGUUAUGGCGCAGAUGCACAGGUAUGGGCAGGCACAUGUCCGGACUGCAAGUUCAGGCUCAAGGAUGGACCAGCUUCUGCAAC
Kickxella alabastrina is the source of this 1372-nucleotide messenger RNA. RefSeq lists its product as uncharacterized. Gene Ontology annotation, cellular component: cytosol. Gene Ontology annotation, molecular function: asparagine synthase (glutamine-hydrolyzing) activity. The annotation marks the transcript as partial. Lineage: Eukaryota; Fungi; Kickxellomycota; Kickxellomycetes; Kickxellales; Kickxellaceae. The transcript is spliced from 6 exons. The record is from RefSeq and is a predicted model, not a curated record.